This is a messenger RNA of [Candida] anglica, 942 nucleotides long. The record is from the annotation of a GenBank genome assembly. NCBI's taxonomy places the organism in Eukaryota, Fungi, Ascomycota, Pichiomycetes, Serinales, Debaryomycetaceae.
CGAUUAGAUUAUCAAUAAUUUUCCCUAAAAAAGAAAUGGCCUAUUCAAUUCUUUACCAAGCACUUGCGGCCAAGUCUGAAGAAACUUCAUGGAGGGUCGCAGCUUCUGGGGUUUUGGGCUCCACUUCCCUUGCAUGCUGGAUUGUGUUGUUGAUGCCGCAACUUAUCGAACAAUGGCGUAUGAAGUCCGCCGAAGGGAUUGCUAUUGGAUUUAUCUCCAUUUGGUUUUUGGGUGAUGUUUUCAAUCUUAUCGGUGCCUUAUGGGCGGGCUUGCUCCCAGAGGUCAUCUUUUUAGCAGUAUGGUUUUGCUUUGCUGACUUCUUGAUGAUUUCAUCUUAUUUCUACUACACCUACGUGUUUCCCAAGCACCAUCACCCCAACCACCGUAAGUCUUCUUCUUCGCAUGAAAAUGCUCCAUUGAUUGAGAGAAGAAGAAGAUCUUCCACUCUUACUGACAUUGCCUUGGAACCAGAGGGACAUAGUGUUUUCAUCAAGUAUUGCUUGCCUUUCAUUUUUGUGGUGGCUGCUGGUUGUCUCGGGUUCUUUUUGUCUGGGUCCAAGUCAGGAAACAAUGAUGAUUCCUCCACUCCUCCAGACAUCGAAUUGGGUCCUCAAAUCGUGGGAUACAUUUCUGCCGCCUUGUAUUUGGGGGCAAGAAUCCCUCAAAUCAUCCAAAACCACAAGAGAAAGUCUGUCCAGGGAUUAAGUUUAUUGUUUUUCUUGUUCUCCACCUUUGGUAACUUGACCUUUGCUGGCCAAAUCAUGUUCUACAGCACCGAACCACAAUACAUCGUCUUGAACAUGAGUUGGUUACUUGGGUCCCUUGGAACCAUUUUUGAAGAUUGUUUCAUCUUCUUACAAUUCUACAUGUACAAGAACAAUGUGGUUGCCUAGAUAAGAAAAUAUUCCUAAAACUCACACCCCCCCUGCCUUGCGUCGCAAG